AUGUACAAGAGCCGACCUCCCACACACUCCCUAGACACAUGCACGCUAAUUCGGAAGAGCACAAUUUGGACAAAGAUCACAUUUUGCACCUUGGCUGAGGUAAACCACAACGUUUGUAUACAAUAUCUCUAUUCCAGAAAGGUCAGCUUGUCACGACAAGCGCGCAGUCAGGACGAGCUGAACAAACAGUUCAACGGAUCUGUCGCUCAGUCUUCUGUCCCCUUUGGCCAUCAAGACACCAAUGGUCACGUGCUGACCAGACCAAUUCAGCACCAGCACGACAACCCAACUCCGAUUCGCGGUUCCACUUCUGCCAACGGCCCAAACCAUACACAAAGUGGGCCUUCAUGUCGUGACAACCAAAUGCCGGCCUCGGGCAGACUGUCGGGAGUAGGGAGGGCGCUUGUACCAUCCGGUGCUCGCAGCAAGGCUGACGUCAGAUCUGACGACGUAAGAAUUGAUGCGACGCAAGAAGGUGAAUUCCGGUUACGGAGAAAAAAUAGCAUUCGUAAGUCAAUUUUAGACGGCUUAGCAAAGAUUGGUGAGGAAAUGAAAUGA
This is a messenger RNA of Protopolystoma xenopodis, 558 nucleotides long. NCBI's taxonomy places the organism in Eukaryota, Metazoa, Platyhelminthes, Monogenea, Polystomatidea, Polystomatidae. The record is from the annotation of a GenBank genome assembly.